GGGUCUUUACUAUACAAUUAUAAAUACCAUGAUAUAUAAUACAAAUAAUUCCAUUAAGUAUUUUUUUAAUUUAAAUUACUCCGAGCUUACUCCGAGAACUACUUACAUUGCUUCGAGAAUAAUGCUGACAAUGCAAAGUUGCAGAUGUUACGAAACGAGUAGCGCAGCUCAACUCAAAUGGAAGUGGGCUGGUCAUGUAGCUCGAAACGAAAGUUUUUGUUGCCAACUUCUUCUGGAAUGGAAGCCGUGGGACAAAAAUCGCCCGCAAGAAAGACCACAGAUGCGCUGGAAAGAUGACGUGAAAAAGGUUGCUGGCUCGAACUGGAUAUAAAGGGCACAAUGCCGCAGUGAAUGGAAAUUGUUGGGGAAGGCCAAGGAACCAAGAUGGUUGAAAAAUAAGGCUGAAGAAGAAGAGAUAUAUUUACGUACAAAAGUUUAACGAAAUUUAAACAUUCUUGAUAAUCAAGUUGUGGUUUUUUUGCGAUUUUGACAAUAUUAUAUGAAACCAAAUUUCAGAAAAAGUAUCGAAUUGAAAUUGUUACUAACUUCGGCCAUACAUUAUUGUUAUAGGUUUAAAUAAUUUCAACAAUCAUACAAUAAAGACAAUGUGCCAAUACCUAAUUUUCUUCAAAGCUUUUCUCAGGCGACGUUCUCGCAUACUUCAUACAAAAAGUACUUAAGUGUAAGUACCUGAAUAGACGAAAAAAAAGUUUUACUUUCUUCAUUUACAUUGUGUGACAUAAAUACUCAUUAUUAUAGCCGUAAACAAGCAAAACACACCACGCUUCAUGAAAUAAACGAAGUGUGCUUAUAUUUUCCACAAUAACAAUUUACGAUCGGAUUGAAUUCCAAAGCCAAACUUGUAAACAUAUAAAUAUUUAUUGAAAUACUGACUAGUGACUACUGUUAAGUCAAGAGGGCUACCUGCAGUCCUAAAAUGUACCUCCUUAAAAGGAGAGAAAGCUACGAAAACAAUUUCUAAGUUUAAAGUGUU
Molecule: messenger RNA, 994 nt
Organism: Chilo suppressalis (striped riceborer)
Lineage: Eukaryota; Metazoa; Arthropoda; Insecta; Lepidoptera; Crambidae
Source: the annotation of a GenBank genome assembly